AUGUCUGACGACAAAAUUGCUGCCAAGGACAGGCAACCGAGUACACUUGAGGCUCGACGUGAAAGCGUCGCGACCUUGACACGCAACUUGGAGGGCGAAAUUCGAAAUCCCCUUCGCGACAUUCCCAAGGAGGAGUUACUCAACAAUGUCGCCACUUUUCACCAGAACAAAAAUCUUCCCGAGGAAAUACUGCCCCUAUUGAAGAAGGGAGCACUCGUCGCGCAAAACCCCACUGAGUUUGAAACCAUCGAAGAACUUGAGGAGAGCGACAAGCAGCCUCUGAGGGAGGAGAUCACCAAAAGAUGGAAGCAUCCUUGGGCCCUGUACUACACCAUCAUUCUCAACUCGAUUGCAGCAGCCAUUCAGGGAUGGGACCAGCUAUUCAGCACUCUUGCUUUGGGCCCUAACAACUUCUCGCAGACCGGUUCCAAUGGGGCCAACUUGACAUUCCACGCCGCGCUCGGCAUCCCCGAUUCUGCUGGAUCUGCCUGCGGUCCAGUGGCUAAUGAAGGCGAUUGUGCAAAGAACAGCUGGAUCAUUGGGUUUGUGAACGCGAUGCCAUAUAUCACUAUAUUCCUCUUUGCUGGCUGGAUAUCUGAUCCCCUCAACGAGUGGCUCGGCCGUCGUGGGGUCAUUUUCGUCGCUGCGAUCUUUUCUCUGCUAGCACCUUUUGGCAUGGGCGUCUCACAGACUUGGGGGCAACUUGCAGCAUGUCGCAUGCUCCUGGGUAUUGGCAUGGGGUUGAAAGAGGUUACUGUCCCAGUGUUCUCAGCAGAGAACGCACCCACAAUCAUUCGGGGAGGUUUGGUUAUGUCUUGGCAGGUCUGGACAGCCUUUGGCAUCUUUCUCGGGACUUGCGCCAACCUUGCGGUCGGAAAGACGGGCGAAAUUUCCUGGCGCUUGCAGUUCGCAUCCGCCUUUAUUCCAGCUGUCCCUCUUGUCCUUGGAACCUGGUUCGCACCCGAGAGCCCUCGAUGGUACCUUAAAAAGGGACGACACACUGACGCCUGGAAAUCUCUGCUUCGCCUUCGGAACACACCACUUCAGGCUGCCAGAGACUUGUACUACAUAAACGCGCUAUUGGAGCAGGAAGAGGUACUUGUCAGCGAAGCCGGGCUGAAAGUGACCAGCAACGUGUUUACUCGCUUUGUUGAGCUUUUCACCAUUCCGCGGAUUCGCCGUGCAACAUGGGCUUCAGGUAUCGUCAUGAUUGCCCAGCAGAUGUGCGGUAUCAACAUCAUUUCCUUUUACAGUGCAACAAUCUUCAAAGAGAGCGGCAUUGACGAUUAUACCUCUCUCUUUGCUAGCUUCGGUUUUGGCUUGGUCAAUUUCGUCUUUGCUUGGCCAGCUGUCUGGACGAUUGAUACUUUUGGGCGACGGACGUUGCUACUAUUCACCUUCCCGAAUAUGUUUUGGAGUCUGCUUGCUGCCGGACUUUGCUAUUUGAUUCAGCCUGAUGUCGAAAACAGCACCGCGCGCAUUGCUGCGGUCGCAACCUUUGUCUACAUCUUCGCCGCGUUUUACUCUCCAGGAGAAGGUCCUGUCCCCUUCAUGUACUCUGCAGAAGUAUUUCCUCUCUCACACAGAGAAGUAGGAAUGGCCUGGGCUGUGGCAACCAAUAACUUUUGGGCAUCCGUCCUCUCCCUGACAUUCCCUCGUAUGUUGAUUGCUAUGACAGCAACAGGAGCAUUCUGUUUCUAUGCGGGACUCAACUUGGUCGCCUUGGCUCUCAUCUUCCUGUUUGUGCCUGAAACGAAACAGAAGACCCUUGAAGAGCUUGACUAUGUCUUUGCUGUCCCUGACCGAACGCAUGCUCGCUACCAGCUGAGGACUGUGCUUCCGUGGUGGAUUAGAAGAUGGAUUUUCUUCAGAAAGGGCGAAGUGUGUCCAGAUCUGUACCGGGACGCAGCUGUGCAGUCACCGUGGGAUGCUGCUGCUGGUCUUGGUGAGAAAUCCGGAUGA
This is a messenger RNA of Clonostachys rhizophaga, 1962 nucleotides long. The record is from the annotation of a GenBank genome assembly. NCBI's taxonomy places the organism in Eukaryota, Fungi, Ascomycota, Sordariomycetes, Hypocreales, Bionectriaceae.